AAAAAAAAUAAAAUCAAAAUAUCUUAAAACAAAUAAAAAAUGGAGAAUAAAACCAUUCUCAUGACAUUUUUUUCAGUUAUGGUUUUGCUAUCAUUUUUUAAUCAAAGUUUGGCCAUAGCAGCCGAUCUUGAAGAAAUGCUAAUCAACGAGUUUGAUGUGGUGCUUAAACAUUGGCCGAGUCCAGGUGAUUAUAAUCUCAACGUUAUACGUGGACAAUCAAGAAAACAUCUCAAAUAUCUUCUUAACUGCGGUGUAAAAAUGGGACCUGGUGGGACUGAAUGUAACAUUGAAUAUAGAGACGGAAUUUCUCGGAACAAAAGUACUUCGAGAGAUUGUUGUCUGAUGAUAGUGAAAGCUGGCAAGCAAUGCCACACAGAAUUGAUGAAGUUGUUUUUGCAAUUCUAUCAACUCAAACGUUUUAGUUCUAAAGCUAUGAUCAAAACUAACGAAAUAUGGAACAAAUGUUCUAAUGAAACUGAAGCUAUUUCACCAUUUUCUGGUUAAAAUUGUAAUGAUGGUUGUUAAAUAAUGGUUUAAG
This is a messenger RNA of Arabidopsis lyrata subsp. lyrata, 538 nucleotides long. RefSeq lists its product as uncharacterized. The transcript has a single exon. Lineage: Eukaryota; Viridiplantae; Streptophyta; Magnoliopsida; Brassicales; Brassicaceae. Bases 40 to 504 code for a protein of 154 amino acids. The record is from RefSeq and is a predicted model, not a curated record.